AUGCGGCCAUCACUCGUCCUCCGGACGACUCAACAUCGGACACCCAUGAUCAAAUUCAUUGGCAAACGAACGCCACCUAAAUCAAUAGACCACACGCCACAUGCCCAUCCAGCAUCUCCCACACCAUCUCUGCCAGACAGUUUUGCAGCCUAUCGAUCCAAAGCCCAACAACAUGGACCACUCAGCGGCCAACAAAGGAACAGCUUCUCUUCCUCCCCUUUCUCCGCACCCACAUCGAGCCCCAUGACCUACGGCGCCAUCGGCGGCACACCAGGACGCUCUUUAGGCCCCAUCCAGCCAAAGAAAGGCGAAUAUUUUGACCGAAGUGAGCUCCCCAAGAGAUUCUGGCGAGCACAAUGGACGGAGGAGGAGAUCGAGGCCGUGAGCAGCGGUGGAGCGAGUAUGUUUGCUUAA
Messenger RNA from Rhinocladiella mackenziei CBS 650.93, 414 nucleotides. RefSeq lists its product as uncharacterized. Gene Ontology annotation, biological process: 2-oxoglutarate metabolic process. NCBI's taxonomy places the organism in Eukaryota, Fungi, Ascomycota, Eurotiomycetes, Chaetothyriales, Herpotrichiellaceae. The record is from RefSeq and is a predicted model, not a curated record. The transcript is spliced from 2 exons. The coding region runs from base 1 to 414 and encodes 137 amino acids.